AUGAUCGCCAUCUUAUCUCUUCAUGAUGAGAUGAUCUCACCUCCGACUGACGAGGAAAAGGCAGAGGCGAAGAGAUGGGUCAAAAAACAAGUCUGUGAGGCCUGGGAGAAUGGCUAUCUGUCGGUCGAUGGGACAACCUUCAACUUGUUUCAAAAGCCAGGCCAUCAUGGUGAAACAUUCUUCGACAGGAAAUCAAACUACUCUCUUAGCGCCCAGAUUACAACUUUACCCCACAACCUGAAGAUCGUUGACUACGGCCUCGGACACACAGGUAGUGUCCAUGAUUUGUCAGCUUUUUGUGACACCGCCAUUUAUCAAACACCGGAGAAGUUUUUCACUGCGGGUGAAUGGCUGUGGGGCGACUCAGCUUAUCCUGUGUCUCCGACAUGUGUUUUGCCAUUCAAGCGAGUCCCCAACCAGGCAUUGACCCGUCAACAACGCCAUUUCAACUAUCAUCUAUCCCGUGUUCAAAUUCGCUCGAAGCAUGCCAUUGGGCUGCUCAAAAUACGUUUCCAAUCGCUCAAAGAACUUUGCAUUCAAAUCAAUUGCAGCCAACAAAUUGAUUAUGCCAUUUCCUGGAUUCGGUGCUGUUUUAUUCUUCAUAAUUUCAUCAUCCGCAUUGAAGGCCAGGACCACAAUUCACGCAACAAUAUUAAUCGGGACUGGCAGUUGGAAUUGGAUGAAUUAUUAGCAGAUGGCAUUGAGGAUGUGGGAGAUGACAACGGCAAAGAUAUGCCCGUGAACCUUCCCUAAGAUCUCCGUGAAAGAUUGGUAGUUGAUCUGUUCUCUAGCUCUUUGUAUUGUUGUACUUAGUUCCAGUAAAUUCUCUCUAUGCUUG
This is a messenger RNA of Serpula lacrymans var. lacrymans S7.9, 838 nucleotides long. RefSeq lists its product as uncharacterized. Lineage: Eukaryota; Fungi; Basidiomycota; Agaricomycetes; Boletales; Serpulaceae. The record is from RefSeq and is a predicted model, not a curated record. The transcript is spliced from 2 exons. Bases 1 to 753 code for a protein of 250 amino acids.